UUAUUAUGCUGGCUGAAAUGAGUAAAUUGUUUAUUGUCAGCCGUUUUAUCAGUUAUAAUAAACUAAUUCAAGGCGCACUUGGUUCAAAAUUGUGCAGCAAAACAUUCUGUCUGAGUGCUGCUAAAUAUUCGGAUACGGGUCAAGGCGAUGCACCAAGCGUAUUGGUCGAAAAAGAUGCCAACAUCACAUUGAUUGGUAUCAACAGAGAGCAACAGCGCAAUUCAAUUGAUGCAGCCACCGCGGUGAAGCUAAGCGAGGCUAUCAAUCAAUUUGAGGCGGAUGACACGUCGCCUGUGGGAGUGCUAUACGGCGUGGGCGGCUCUUUCUCAGCCGGCUAUGAUUUGAAAGAAUUGGAAGCGGAGGCGCAACGCGGCAGUCUGAACUUUUUGCUGCGCCAUGAGGGCUCUGUGGGUCCCACCAGGCGGCACCUACGCAAACCCAUUAUAUGCGGCAUCAGCGGUUUCUGUGUGGCCAGCGGCCUAGAACUGGCACUACUCUGCGAUCUUCGAGUCAUGGAAGACACGGCUGUGCUAGGCUUCUUCAAUCGCCGAUUGGGCGUGCCCAUAAGCGAUGGCGGCACCGUGCGUCUGCUUGCUGCAGUGGGCUACUCAAAUGCUGUCGAUAUUAUAGAGACGGGUCGGCGUGUGUACGCCACAGAGGCACUGCGCAUUGGACUAGUCAAUCGAAUUGUGGCCACAGGCACAGCGCUGGGCCAGGCAGUCAACCUGGCAUUUUCGAUAGCCAAGUUUCCAUUGGCCUCGCUGCAGCACGAUCGUAAUGCGACACUGGAUAAUGCCAAUGUCUAUGCGCGUCCAGGUUUUCACUCAGCCGUAAGCAACGAGAUCAUGAAUGUGACUGCGGCCAUGGUAACGGAUAUGCAGGAGGGCGUCAAGCGUUUCAAAACAUCUGAAGCAAAAGGCCCCAAAACGGAUGCCUGGCACAUUAAGCAGAAGUCUCUACCGGAUUGGGAGAGAGCCGAAAUCGAAAUAGAGCAACAGCUAAAGGAGAAGAAAUAACGAAAUUGAAAUAUUCCACAUCUCAAAAGCAUUUAGUGCAAUAGCAUGUAAUAUAUGUAAAUAAGAAUGGGUUUUUAUUCGUUUAUUUUUUGUUGCUGUUGUUUGUUUAUUCACAUAUAAUAUAUUUUUUAAAUUAGUUGCACACAAAUCGUUUACGAUUUGAGUUUUGAGUUUAUUUCAAUAUUCACAACAAUUACAAUAACGAAAUUUCCUUGAAAUUAAGCCUAACUACAAAAAAGAGUAAGAGGAAAAGCACAAAAUUUGUUUCGUGUGUGUGUGUGGUUGUUUGUUUCAUAAUUAGUUUAUAAUAUAUAAAAAAUAUGCUAGUAUUAAGUACUCGUACACACAUUCAAUUUUUUUUUAAUUGUUAGGCCAA
Drosophila novamexicana is the source of this 1392-nucleotide messenger RNA. Its product is annotated as probable enoyl-CoA hydratase. The record is from RefSeq and is a predicted model, not a curated record. The transcript has 2 exons. Bases 6 to 1016 code for a protein of 336 amino acids. NCBI's taxonomy places the organism in Eukaryota, Metazoa, Arthropoda, Insecta, Diptera, Drosophilidae.